Cajanus cajan (pigeon pea) is the source of this 321-nucleotide messenger RNA. The record is from RefSeq and is a predicted model, not a curated record. NCBI's taxonomy places the organism in Eukaryota, Viridiplantae, Streptophyta, Magnoliopsida, Fabales, Fabaceae.
AUGACUGAAAGCAACUCAGUGCGAAAUCCAAUUGUACCAGGCACAAUACUCUCCAAGGAUAUUGAAGGUUCUGCAGUCGACGCUACCAAAUUCAAACAAGUCGUUGGGAGCCUCAUGUAUCUAACAGUGACCCGACCAGAUUUAAUGUUUGGAGUAAGUUUAAAUAAUCGAUACAUGGCAAAUCCAAAAGAGUCACAUUGGGCUGCAGCAAAACGAAUAUUAAAAUACCUCAAAGGAACCCUCGAAUAUGGUAUAUCUAUCAAGGGAAAACAAAGACUGGUCUCAUGGCUUAUAGCGAUAGCAACUAUGCAGGUGACUUAA